CCUAAAUCAUGCCCUUAAUCUGUACAGGUUCCCCAGUAUAGGUUCUUAGCCAAGCUAAAGUCUUGGCUCAAACAUAAGGGUUGGAGUCCAAAGUGAAUUUUGUUAAAAACUAGUGCCAGGAAAGAGGACCUUCCAAUUGAGGACCUCAAGUGGAUAAUUAUUGCCCCAAGCCUCUUCCUGGGUGUAUUACCAGCAGCAACUAGCUCUCCCUUGGUGGCAUUGCAUACAAUGCCAGCUGCUAGCUGGGAAGGCUCACUGAUGCCUAGUUUAGUACCCAUGAGACACCUAAUGCAGCAGGUCUUGCUGAAAAGAAGUGACAAGGAGCUCCAACUGACCAGCAAGAGACCCACCACUUUAUUCCAUCAGAGUACAAGUAGAUGACAAGAGUCUACUUUAAAUUGAGGAAUGAGGCUCCUUCUGGAUUCAGAUGGAUUCUGUAUUCCGGAAUGGGAUGGCUUAACAUGCUGGCCAAGCGGAUUCCCAGGAGAGCUCACUGCUGUUCGGUGCCCGAAUUAUAUUUAUGAUUUUAAUCAUAAAGGGUUCGCCUAUCGCCAGUGCGAUAAUGAUGGAAUGUGGAAGUUUGUUGAAGAUCUGAACCGAACGUGGACAAACUACACAGAAUGCCUCACUUUUCUGCAGCCGGACAAUAACGAUAGACAAGAGUUCUUUGAACGGGUAUAUGUAAUGUAUACCAUUGGAUAUUCCGUGUCUCUCUGCUCAUUGAUCAUAGCAAUUGUAAUUAUAGGAUAUUUCAAAAGACUCCAUUGCACUAGGAAUUAUAUCCACAUGCACUUGUUUGUCUCCUUCAUACUGAGGGCACUCAGUAUUUUCAUCAAAGACAAUGUUGUGCAUUCUGAUUUCAAAAUGCAGGAAUAUGAUUCUCUUUCAGUGGAUGAUCUGACAACCGUCACAGUCGCCCCUACAAUAGAGAAGUUCCGUUAUGUAGGAUGCAAGAUUGCUGUCAUAGUGUUUCUGUAUUUCUUGGCUACAAACUACUACUGGAUUCUAGUAGAAGGCCUUUAUUUGCACUGUCUCAUAUUGAUGGCCUUCCUGUCUGACAGAAAAUAUCUGUGGACUUUUACUUUCAUCGGAUGGGGAGUUCCAGCAGUCUUUGUUGUAGCUUGGGCCAUUGUGAGAGCAGUAUGGGCUGAUGAAAGCUGCUGGGAUCUAAACGUGGGCAACUUCAAUUGGAUUUAUCAAACACCAAUUUUAAUAGCUAUUGUGGUAAAUUUUAUCUUGUUUGUAAAUAUUGUUCGGGUUCUGGCUACCAAGCUUCGUGAAACAAAUGCUGGGCGAUAUGAUGCAAGAAAACAGUACAGAAAACUAGCCAAGUCCACCUUAGUGCUUGUGCUCGUGUUUGGAGUGCACUACAUUGUAUUUGUUGGUGUGCCACACACGUUCACUGGAUUAGCAUGGGAAAUACGGAUGCAUUUUGAACUAUUCUUCAACUCAUUUCAGGGAUUCUUUGUUGCGAUUAUCUACUGUUUCUGCAAUGGAGAGGUUCAAACUGAAAUCAAAAAGACAUGGACAAGGUGGCACCUUUCACUAGACUGGAAUGGGAAGGCGAGCUGUGGGACUUACCGAUAUGCCUCAGCAUUAACCAACCUGACCAACAGUACCGCCAGUCAGGCACAGGUCAAUGCACGCACAUCAUUAUUAACUCGAAAAUUUCUUAAGAAUGAGGUUAAACAGGAAAACAGCCAUCUGAUUCUACCUGGGUAUGUAAGAAGCAACUCUGAUCCAGAGAGCUUACAGCCGUCUAUUCCUGAAGAACUCAAUGAAAAUGAGGAAAACCUUGAUGAUGUAAUUUAUCUUAAAGAAUCAUCAAAGGCUGUUCUUGAGGCAAACAUUGAACAUGAAGAAGCAGUUUAAAAGGACAAUAAGGCUAUAAUGAAGUGAACAUUUGCUCCAUUGAAAUUCUUGUACAAGAAAUCUGUGUUCUUUGUGAUGAAACAAAAGACUCGGAUCCCAGGAACUUUGCAUUCUAGCACUGCCACACUAUUCAUUUAUUUUCAUUUACCUAUGAAAGCUCUGCGGUCAAUUAAGAAUGUCAAUACAUAUUGAUUACUGUACAGUUCAAAUUGUGUCUAAUUAAUAUCUUGCCAUACUGUAUCUGACAUGAACUGGGCUGCUUCUGAUUUGUGUGGGAGACCAAAGUUAGAUUUCAAGUUCCAGCCC
Messenger RNA from Chiloscyllium plagiosum (whitespotted bambooshark), 2178 nucleotides. The record is from RefSeq and is a predicted model, not a curated record. Lineage: Eukaryota; Metazoa; Chordata; Chondrichthyes; Orectolobiformes; Hemiscylliidae.